This is a messenger RNA of Aspergillus ruber CBS 135680, 929 nucleotides long. RefSeq lists its product as uncharacterized. The record is from RefSeq and is a predicted model, not a curated record. Lineage: Eukaryota; Fungi; Ascomycota; Eurotiomycetes; Eurotiales; Aspergillaceae. Bases 219 to 689 code for a protein of 156 amino acids. The transcript has a single exon.
AUUCGAUAAGAGGAGCCUUAGCCCACUAGGAUGAAAACACACCAAGGUGAUUGGGGGUCAUGUAUAAAUUUAUAUAGGAUGAACAGGGAGUGAAAAGCACUGAGACUGUCAUUCAUCGCUAAAGAAGCUCGUGCUCACUUUUUAAAAUAGUAGCUCUCAUUCUAGCCGGAAGAAACAGCCCGAUACUCAUAUAUCUCACGCCACGAGCCAUAGAAUAAAUGCCAGACUCAACAAUCCUUGACCUUUGUAACUACCCAUUCAACCAACUCAUAUGCAACCACGUCAUUCCUUGCACUCGCACUCAUCUUGCGUCCAAAAGUUACAUACAAUUUACUCCGCAUCCGAAAAUCCUCGAUCACUGGGUCGCCGACGUCUUCAAAUUGCACGAGCCGCGUUCCGAGAUCUGGAUAACCCUUUUUGUAAAGCGUGGUGUUGAUGACGUCCAAGGAGCCUUGGAAUGCGCCUUCGUUGGCCCAGAUAUCUGCAUUGAUAGCGACCUUGCUACCAUGCGUUCCUCAGACUGUUCAUCCACCGCGUGUGCGGCAUCAGGGACGACAGAAGGAUGUCUAUCCAUUCAUGGCAUAACCCACCUCAUUCUUUGUAUUGCACAGAACGGGGAAACCUGUAUUGUGACAUUCAAUAUCAACCAUGUCUGUUAUAGUACUGCUUCUGAUUCCGACAAUAAAUGAAUUUAGGUCAUAGAAAAUCCGGCGUCCCUCUCAUAGAUUUACCGGCUGCCAGCCAAAUGGCCAUUGCAUUGCUUGGUGGAUGGUGCUGGAGCCAUACGCCAUUUUGCUCACUCAUAGAAACCAUUGAAAGCUUGCUGUGGGUUAUGGUUUGCUCCUGGCAGAGGGGUUCUUUGUAAAUUAUGAGUCGAAUAUUUGUUCAAGACGGACUAACAAUCCUGUCGGCCCAGUAAGGGCCGUUUG